This is a messenger RNA of Toxorhynchites rutilus septentrionalis, 843 nucleotides long. RefSeq names its product ADP-ribosylation factor-related protein 1 (gene Arfrp1). NCBI's taxonomy places the organism in Eukaryota, Metazoa, Arthropoda, Insecta, Diptera, Culicidae. Gene Ontology annotation, molecular function: GTPase activity; GTP binding. The transcript is spliced from 3 exons. The record is from RefSeq and is a predicted model, not a curated record. Gene Ontology annotation, biological process: protein localization to organelle; intracellular protein transport; Golgi to plasma membrane protein transport. Bases 109 to 714 code for a protein of 201 amino acids. Gene Ontology annotation, cellular component: Golgi apparatus.
UUGCUUAGUGUCAAAUAUGAUCAAAACAAAUGUUCUGCGCUGAGAGAAAGCAGCAAAUACUUCGGAAACAGUUGAUUUCUAGGCUGAAUGCUACAUUAGCGAGGCGCUAUGUAUACUCUCCUCAGCGGUUUCUACAAAUAUCUUACACAGAAAGAUGAAUACUGCAUACUGAUCCUAGGAUUGGAUGACGCCGGAAAAACGACCUAUCUGGAGGCAGCCAAAACCAAAUUCACGAAAAACUAUCGCGGAAUGAAUCCGAGCAAAAUCACCACCACAGUCGGACUGAACAUCGGCCAGAUCGACAUCCAGGGUGUACGGAUGAGCUUUUGGGAUUUGGGUGGUCAACAGGAGCUGCAAUCGCUGUGGGAUAAGUACUACUCCGAAUCGCACGCGGUGAUCUAUGUGGUGGAUUCUAACGACCGGGAUCGAAUGCAUGAGUCGAAGGAGGUAUUCGAUCGAAUGAUUGGGAAUGAGUACCUGUCCGGGGUUCCACUGCUGGUACUGGCGAACAAACAGGAUUUGCCCGAAUGCAUGGGUGUUAGGGAAAUUAAACCGGUGUUUCAGGAAGCGGGUCAUCUGAUUGGAAGGAGGGACUGUCUCGUGAUGCCGGUCUCGGCACUGACUGGGGAAGGCGUUGACGAAGGUAUCAAGUGGCUUGUGGAAUCAGUUAAACGUAAUUCGUUUGCACGACCCCCGAAAACCGAAGAUACCUGAUAAUUCCGACCAACGUUUUCCUCGAGUGCAAUUUUCUUUUUGUGAAUUCCAUAUUGUUUAUUCCAUCUUGAAAAAAAACUGAUGUAAUUAUAAUUCUCACUUCCUGUACCGGAGGGCAGGAUGAAUCAA